Molecule: messenger RNA, 2356 nt
Organism: Aplysia californica (California sea hare)
Lineage: Eukaryota; Metazoa; Mollusca; Gastropoda; Aplysiida; Aplysiidae
Product: putative sodium-coupled neutral amino acid transporter 10
Biological process (GO): amino acid transmembrane transport
Molecular function (GO): amino acid transmembrane transporter activity
Source: RefSeq, a predicted model, not a curated record
GACACUGUGGAACGAAAACAAGAUCGUGGAAUUAGAGAUUCUCUGUUGAAAUACGUGUGUUGUUUACAGUGAUGACCUACUAAAAUAAACUGACCGAAAUGGACAAUUGACAGAGUCAACUAUAACCACUGUGGUCUUGCAAUAAGAGUGGCCAGCUCGCAAGCAAGAUUGAUCCCGAGGCAGAAAUUGACCUCAAAGGACCCAUCAUGGGGGGCCACAACAAUUGGCCGUACAUUAUCAACCUAGGAAACAGCAUCAUUGGUGUAGCCGUGCUGGCUAUGCCUUUUUGCUUUAAACAGUGUGGCAUUCUGCUAAGCAUGCUGGUGUUACUGUUCUGCACUUGGCUCACUCUUGCUUCCUGUCAGUUGUUGAUGAAAGCAGGAAUCACAUCCCGCAGAAGGUCUUAUGAAUUUUUAGCUUACCACACACAUGGUGCAACGGGGAAACUGGUCUCUGAAGUGGGUAUGAUUGGCAUGCAGCUGGGCACCCUGAUCGCUCAGAUUGUCGUCAUAGGUGACUUGGGACCUGCCAUUAUCUCAAAAGUGUUGGGCAUAGAGAACAGCUCUGGUUUGCGGACAUUCCUCAUCGUGUUGCUGUGCCUGGGCAUUGGCCUCCCACUGGGUUUACUGAAGAACCUGAGGGCAGUCAGCCGAGCCAGCACCAUCUGCAUCUCAUUCUACUGUGUCUUUGUGCUUUAUGUACUGUAUCUUUCAUUGCCAAACCUGUGGACAGGUGCAUGGUACCCGUCUGUUAACUUCUGGCGACCUCAGGGACUAUUCCAGUGCCUACCUAUCUUGUCUUUCUCAUUUGGAUGCCAAACUCAGCUGUUCCUGGUGUAUGAUGCUCUCCCUGAGCCAUCUCUCAAAGCCAUAAACGGUGUGAUCAGCAGUGCCGUGAACUUGUGUGCUGUUGCCUACCUGCUGGUGGGUUUCUUCGGCUACAUUGCCUUCUACUCCCAAGACAUUCCGGGUGACGUGAUCGCCAUCUUCCCAUCCACAUUGGUGUCGGAGAUGAUGAAGCUGUGUUUCGUGUUCUCCAUCGUCAUCACCUUCCCUGUUAUCAUCUUUCCGUGCCGAGCUAGUAUCUAUACAUUGCUCUUUGCACGGAAAGCCAAACCCCAUGACGAUGUGAUGGAGAGUGAGGGCUACAUCCCCGAGAAUCUCUUCAAACUGAUCACCAUUCUCAUCGUGCUUGGCUCCAUGAUCACCGGAAUACUCAUUCCUAAUGUGGAGUUUAUCCUUGGAAUGAAUGGCGCCAUCACAGGCACCCUCAUCUGCUACAUUUUCCCUGCUCUGUUCUUCAUGCGGGUCAUGGGCAGCAAACCUGAUGGGCGCACAGUGGCUCAGCUGGUCCUGUUUCUGGGCAUCACCAUCUUGCUGGUCAGCACGUAUGCCACACUGAGCUCCCAGGACAACCACCAGCCGAGGAGCGACCUGACCGCAGUAACUCCUGCCCUGGACAGGCCAGAUGACCUCAUGAACAUCCGAGACGGGCAGAUUGAGAAACCAGCUGGUCUCGGGUUAGAUCAAGACCUGGGGCUGAAAGGUGGUGAUGAUGUGAAGAAAAAGAUAGACACAAAUGAAGUUGAAGGAGAUACAAGGAAAGAACCACCCAUUCCAGAUCCUCCUGAUUCAAACGGUGACAAUGUGAAGGAAGGACUUGAUGAAGGAAAAGACAUCAUUGAUAAGAGGAAAGAUGAUAGGGACAAGGAACUAAAGAAAGAUGGCGAACAGGAAGACAAAGGUCCGGAUAAAAAUGAACAUGCUGAUGCAGACAAGGUCAAAGGUGAUGACACUCUAAAAGUGGAGCAGAAAGCUAUAGAGGAGGAAGUGAAGGAGAAAGAGAAGGAGAAAAAGCAGGAGCAGUUCCUGGCUAAGCUGGAGAAACAGCAGAAGGAGCAGGAGAAACUCCUACAAGAACAGAAGGAAGUUCUGAAAGAGCUCAAAGAUCACCAUGAGAAGGAUAAACAGAAAGCUCAGCUAGAAGACGGAGAGAAGCAGAGGCAGGCAGACCAGGUCGUCGGAGCCCCGCAGCUAUUGCCUGUCCAGCUCAGCAAUAACAAUGGUGGCAAUGUCCCACAGCAGCAGCAGCAGCAGCCUCGAGGUGUGGAUGACCCCAUCGCCGCAGCUGCAAAAUUGCAGCCGCACCAGCAGCCGGAUAUACAAGGCCAGCAGCAGAACAUCAUCCCAGCUGGCAACAACAACAGCCAGCAGAAAGCGAUGGUGGCGGAUUUGCCUGCAGGGCUCAGUAACCAGCAGCAGCAGCAAGGUGUGCUGCCGCCGCAACCCCAACAGCCGGGAGACCAUCUGUUGGGACAGCAGCAACAGCUGCAGCAGCAGCUGCAACAGCAGCAGCA